Messenger RNA from Paraglomus occultum, 939 nucleotides. Lineage: Eukaryota; Fungi; Glomeromycota; Glomeromycetes; Paraglomerales; Paraglomeraceae. The record is from the annotation of a GenBank genome assembly.
AUGGCUCUCUCACGUUCAAACCGCAUACUUUCUUUUUCCUCACUCUUCUGCAAUACUCGUCCGUCUUUGUCAAUUUCCUGUCGAAACUCUGUCCUCGCGUUCACCCGUUCUUACGCAACCAAUAAUGGCGAUCGGGAGGAGUCCACAGAGAAGAAAUCAGGAAUCAAAAGAUUGUUCAGCUCUUCAAGUAGCUCGAACGAACAGUCUGAGAGUACAGCUAGUAUCAUUACUAAGGUAUUACGUGGUGAUGAUUCUGUUGAGGACACGUACUCGAAAUUGCUUGCGCGUGGGAAGUACGUUCACGAGAUGCAAAAACAUCGAGUUAAGCCUGAAUACGUUGAGGAUUACAUUAAGCUCGUUUCUAUUCACUUUCCGAGAAUAGCCAAGAACCCAGAGAAUGCCGUCCAUCUGUGUGGAAGUUGGCAGGCUGAUAUUGGUGAAUUGGAUACAUUUGUUCAUAUGUGGGAAUAUCAGGGAUACACUCGAUAUGAACAGACACAGCAGAAAUUAAGGAAUGACCCGGAAUAUAUCAAGUUUGUGAAAGAAUUAAGACCAAUGCUACGUAGCCGUGAUAACCAGAUAUGUCUCGAAUUUGCGUUCUGGGUAACUAGUCCGCCGGCUGAACAUGGUGGCAUAUACGAAUUGAGAUCUUACCAACUGCGGCCUGGUCAUUUACUAGAGUGGGAGUCCUACUGGCGCAAGGGGCUUGAAUGUAGAAGGCAAUUCUGUCAACCUGUUGGCGCUUGGUUUGCUCAACUGGGCAGACUGAAUCAAGUUCAUCAUAUGUGGCAAUAUGCUGAUCUUGAAACUCGUAAGAGUACUCGCGAAGCAGCAUGGCAUAUCGACGGAUGGGCUGAAACGGUUUACAAGACUGUACGCCUGGUCGAGAAGAUGGAUGCGUGGAUUCUGAAACCUCUCCCGUUCAGUCCGCUUCGAUAA